GGGGACCGGCUCCGGCCUGCGAUUGGCCGGCAGCGGCGGUGGGAGCGGCACCGUGAUGGAGGCGGCUGGGCCGGUGACCCGAGCGGCGGCGCGCAAGAGGGCGCCCAGGAUCCCGGAGGAGCCGGAGCGGCGGCCGGGGCAGCGGCGACCGCGGAGGAGAAUUGAGGAGCAAGAAGAAGCCGUCUUUCGUGAAGUGGUCAGUUUUACCCCGGAGCCUUUGCCAGCUAGAUAUUAUGACAAGGACACCACCAAACCUGUCAGUUUUUACUUCUCUUCACUGGAGGAACUCCUGGCGUGGACGCCUGACGUGGAGGACAGUUUCAACGUGGCCUUGGAGCCCUCCGAGUGCCGGCAGCCCCCCUUGAGCAGCCAGAGGCCCCGCACCCUGCUGUGCCAUGACAUGAUGGGCGGGUAUCUCGAUGACAAGUUCAUUCAGGGCUCGGCGGUGCGUAGCCCCUACUGCUUCUACCACUGGCAGUGCAUCGACAUCUUCGUGUACUUCAGUCACCACACCGUGACCAUCCCCCCCGUGGGCUGGACCAACGCUGCCCAUCGGCAUGGGGUCUGCGUGCUGGGGACCUUCAUCACCGAGUGGAAGGACGGUGCGCAGCUCUGUGAAGCCUUUCUGGCCGGGGACGAGCGCUCGUACCGAGCCGUGGCGGACCAGCUGGUCCUCAUUGCCCAGUUCUUCCGAUUCGAUGGCUGGCUGGUCAACAUCGAGAACUCUCUGAGUCCGGCCGCGGUGGGCAACGUGCCCCACUUCCUGCGCUACCUGAGCGCCCAGCUCCAUCAGCGGGUGCCUGGGGGCUUGGUGCUGUGGUACGACAGCGUGGUGAGCAGCGGACAGCUCAAGUGGCAGGAUGAACUCAACCAGCACAACCGGGUCUUCUUCGACGCCUGCGACGGCUUCUUCACCAACUACAACUGGCGGGAGGAACACCUGGAGCGCAUGCGCGGCCCGGCGGGGGGGCGCCGCGCCGACGUGUACGUGGGCGUGGACGUGUUCGCGCGGAGCAACGUCGUGGGAGGCCAGUUCGACACGCACAAGUCGCUGGAGCUGAUCCGGAAGCACGGCUUCUCCGCAGCUCUCUUCGCCCCUGGCUGGGUGUACGAGUGUUUGGAGAAGAAGGAUUUCUUCCAGAACCAGGACAAGUUCUGGGCUUUGCUGGAACGCUACCUGCCCACACACAGCAUCUGUUCUUUGCCCUUUGUCACCUCUUUCUGCCUGGGCAUGGGGACACGGCGAGUGCGUUACGGACAGGAGGAGGCGGUGGGGCCCUGGUACCACCCCAGCGCCCAGGAGAUCCAACCCCUGUUUGCGGAGCACAGGCUGGAAGGGGCCGGCCAGGGCUGGGUGAGGACGAGCUGCUGUCUGGCGGACGCCUGGCAUGGGGGCAGCUCGCUGCUCAUCCGUGGGGUGAUUCCGCCUGAGGUCGGACCCGUGGCCGUGAGGCUGUUCUCUCUGCACGUGCCCAUGCCUCCCAAAAUUUUCCUGUCCUUGGUGUAUAAACUAGAAGGGCCCUCGGCUGUCGAGGUGGCAUUGGAGCUCACCACGGGGGACGCAGGCAGCUGCUACGUGGGUGGCCUCUGGACGCUGGAUGCAGAAACCAGCUCAAGGCACAGCCCCCGGCCCCUCCGGGUGCCCCCCACCAAGCUGGCCAGAUGGGUGGGCCGCUGCGGCCAACAGCUCCAUGGGGGCUGGGUCCAGCGCUGCUACGAGGUGAACCUGCGGGACUGCCUCCUGGGAGACCUGCUCGUUAGCUUUGCGCGGCCGGCCGGCAGCCGGGAGGAAGCAAGCUUUGUCUGCAGGCUCGGGGAGAUCCAGGUGGUGGAUGCCGACAGCCUGCUCCGCCCGCUGCCCCGGGUGCUGGCCGUCACUGUGUCCCGCGUGCACUGGCAGCCGGCCACGUCCGAGGAGGAGGAGGGGGGCGCCCCUGCCCGGCUGCGGCUCAGCUGCACCCUGCACUGGUCCUACCUCCUCUCUCCCAUUCGAUGCUUCCGGAUCCACUGCCUCCCAGGGAGUGGUGGGGGCUCUCCACGCGGGGGGCCGCCAGGGCCCGACAAGCCCGCGCUCCUGGGCCUGGCCUUCGUCAACCAAUACCGGGUAGUGGAGCUGCCGGUGGCAGCCGCGGGGCCUGGCAGGGACAGCCGUGUGCAGUUCCUGGUGGAGCCCGUCCCCAAGGAGGGGUUCCUGGUGCCGCAGGCCGAGUGGGGCAGGGCAGCCCUGCUCUACUCCCUGCCCCAGCUGUGAGCCAGCGCCAAAGCUGGCGUCUCCCCGCCUCUGAGCUCAGGGCCCCACGCGGUGUCUGGGAGCCCACGGGUGCCAGAUGGCUGUGGCUGGGGCUGUUCAGUGGUGGAUGCCGGUGACAGGAAAACCAAGAAGUCCGUUUGCUGGGCUGAUGAUUUCCCGAGGUUAAUGAACUCUGUUAUGUCUAA
Messenger RNA from Lontra canadensis (Northern American river otter), 2436 nucleotides. RefSeq names its product endo-beta-N-acetylglucosaminidase (gene ENGASE). Gene Ontology annotation, cellular component: cytoplasm. NCBI's taxonomy places the organism in Eukaryota, Metazoa, Chordata, Mammalia, Carnivora, Mustelidae. Bases 56 to 2251 code for a protein of 731 amino acids. Gene Ontology annotation, molecular function: mannosyl-glycoprotein endo-beta-N-acetylglucosaminidase activity. Gene Ontology annotation, biological process: protein deglycosylation. The record is from RefSeq and is a predicted model, not a curated record. The transcript is spliced from 14 exons.